Molecule: messenger RNA, 868 nt
Organism: Hymenoscyphus albidus
Lineage: Eukaryota; Fungi; Ascomycota; Leotiomycetes; Helotiales; Helotiaceae
Source: the annotation of a GenBank genome assembly
GGGAAAACAAAUAUAUUGUCACACCAUAUCGUCGUUUUUACAAAAUAAAGACUUACACCUCUAAGCCAGGUCUCAAAAACACCAAUAGUCAUAAUGAGAUUCAAUCAUAUCUACAUUUUUUGUUUCCUCCCACUCAUUACGACCCUCGCAUGGCCUACGGGCGAGUACAUCUCAUCCAGAGAUCUAGGCGAGUGUGUUGGUGGAAUUGGCGGAACAUGUGCCGCAGGGUUAUGUUGCUCCAAAUACGGAUACUGCGGUAUGUUUCUUGGCAGUAGAGAGAUAUGUUUUUAUACUGCUAAAACGCAUUUCAAACCCCUUGAAACUUGUCUCGAGUGUGAACUGACUAUGAAUUCUGGGAAAUAGGUACGGGGCCAGAAUAUUGUACUCCAAUCCCCGGCGACUGUGCCAACUAUGGCGGACCUUGUCCUGCGGGAUCGUGCUGUUCACAAUGGGGUUGGUGUGGAAGCGGUCCUGAUUAUUGUCCUCCAGCACCGGGAGUUUGUGCUAAUUAUGGAGCUCCAUGUCCUGCUGGAACCUGCUGUAUGCAAUAUUUCCUUACGCUCACUUAUCUGAAACUCCUACCUUUGUGGCCUUGCGCGAGGGCCAAACUCGUUUCGUGGAAAUGUACUUGCUGAUUUGUUCUAGGCUCAAAAUUUGGCUGGUGUGGGACUGGGUCAGACUUUUGUGGAUGAAGGAAAGAGACUGGGAAGGUAGAAAAGCAGGGGCGUUGAACUAUAUCUUUCAUUUGGUGAGAUUCAGGGAAAUUCAAAGUAAUUUGACGCUGGUGUAUUGUUUACCUAUCGAAAUUUAAAGAAUCCUGUCCAUGCUUGGUACUCGGUAGGUCUGGUGUAUUAGACCAUCUGUGAAU